Messenger RNA from Ostreococcus tauri, 4902 nucleotides. RefSeq names its product SEC7-like, alpha orthogonal bundle. Lineage: Eukaryota; Viridiplantae; Chlorophyta; Mamiellophyceae; Mamiellales; Bathycoccaceae. Gene Ontology annotation, cellular component: trans-Golgi network. Bases 1 to 4902 code for a protein of 1633 amino acids. Gene Ontology annotation, biological process: regulation of ARF protein signal transduction. The record is from RefSeq and is a predicted model, not a curated record. The transcript has a single exon. Gene Ontology annotation, molecular function: guanyl-nucleotide exchange factor activity.
AUGGCCGACGCGAACGCGGACGCGGUGACGGUGCGAGAGAUAUUUCUCGCCUUCGUCAACGCCGCGCGCGAGGACCUGGGGGUGCUCGCGCGCGUUGGAUUCGCGAAUCAUCACGCGCGGGCGCUGCUCCAGCGAUGCGAUGGGAUCGUCCAAGACCUGGACGACGCCGACGACGCCCGCGCGCGCGCGGUGGCGACGACGGCGUUGGACGCGCUCGCGUUCGCGAUGCGCGAGCGUCGGGGGCGACGAUCGGCGUUGGCGGCGGAGACGGCGAUUAAGUUGAUUGAACGCGGAUUCGGACGCGGCGUCGCGCGAGACGCGGGCGGGGACGACGCGGCGAGCGAUGACGCGCGCGCUCGCCUCGUGCGCGCGGUGUGUGGAGUGGGUGAAUUAUCGGGAGGUGGGGAGGGGGGGGGGGGGGAGACGGGGGAAGAUCGAGCGCGGUGCGGCGUCGCGGCGACGCGGUUCGCCCAGGCGUGCGCGUGCGGCGAGACGGAAGAUCCGGAGACGUCGGGGGAAUCGGGAGACGAUGGGGAGGGACAGAAGACGCUCGUGGUGAGAGGGAACGCGCUGUUGUACGCCACGCGAUCGAUAUUUCACGUGGCGAUGAUUGCUGAGGAUGAGAACGCGCGACGCGCGGCGAAGACGACGCUCACGCAAAUAAUCAACGCCGCGUUCAAGCGCGCCGAGCGUGGGUUCGAGGCGUUAGCCGCGUCCGAAGACGUGAGCGCGAAUCGUCGUUUGCACUUGGAGGACGUGAAACAGAUUCUCAUCAUGUUGUGUAAGAUUGCGGCGAGGGACGGACCGAUCGACGUCGACGCGUACCUGACGCACUCCAAAGCCUUGGCGUUGGACAUUUUACGCCAACUCAUGGAGGGACCGCGGGCGCCGUUGUGGCUCGACCACUUCCACGGGGAGUUGUCGAAACCGCUCUCGAUGGCGCUCAUGCGAAACGCGCUGUUACACGUUCCUCGCGGAUCUGAGGCGGAGCAAUCGGUGGGGAUAUUGGUAUCCAUCGCGCGCAUGGCGUACGGCGUUCUCGUCUCACGCGCGCGCUCGGUGUGGAAGCAACAGAUCGCAGCGCUCUACCCGAUCAUGGCGUUACAUCCGCUCGAGACUGACGAGACGAGUGCGGCGGUUCGCGUCUCAGCGCUUCGUCUGGUGCGUCGUCUCGCGAGCGAGGCGCAAAUCUUGGUUGAUUUUUUUGUCAACUACGACUGCGACUUGCACGCGGCGAACCUGUACGAGCGCACCGUCGCCGCGCUCGCGCGCGCGGCGCAGACGAACGACAUCUUAGAGCGUGACGCCGUGCUCACGUGUUUGUUUAGCAUUUUACGGUCGCUUCAGAGCUGGUGCGCCCGCGGCUACGACGACGAGGACGAAGAGAGCGCGGGCGACGCCGAUCAGAAUGAUGGCCUCGAGAUUCGACCUUUCAUCGGUCGAAAACCAUCGAAAGACAAACUUUCGUCAUCGUCAAAAUCAAACGAGGCGUCCACGACGUCGACGCCCGCCGCCGUCGCGGCGGCAACGGCGACAGUGGCGACGGAUGCGACGGCGGUUUCGGAAGACGCGGCGGCGGCGUCAUCGCCGCCGACCAAGUCGGAGUCCGAGCUCUUCGCCGCGAAAAAGUCCGCCAAGAUUUCGGCGGAGAGGGCGAUCGAGGCGUUCAACGCCGAGCCAAACGUCCGAUCGCUUCGCGUCGCCGCGCGGUCGGAGGACGCGGUCGCUUGCGCGGCGUUUUUGCGCUCGGCGUCAUCCUCGACCGCCUCGAGCAAGGCGACUUCGUCUUUGGUGGUGAGUCCGAGCGCGUUGGGCGAACUCCUAGGAUCGCCCGAUUCAGAUGCGCUCGCUGUCAUGCGCGCGUACGUGCACGGCUUUGAUUUCACGGGGGCGCACAUCGACGACGCCAUGCGCGCGUUCCUCAGUGGUUUCAGGCUUCCGGGCGAGGCACAAAAGAUCGAUCGGUUGAUGGAGGCGUUCGCCGCGAGAUUUUGCGCGUGCAAUCAAAAUGUGUAUCCGAGCACGGAUGCGGCGUACAUUCUGGCGUUCGCCAUCGUCAUGCUGAACACAGACGCGCACAAUCCGCUCACAGAGGAGGCGAUGAAGAUGAGCGAGCAGGAUUUCGUGCUCAUGGUGACCGCCGCGGAGGCGGCCUCUGAGGUCGACGCCGAGAAGAUCGCUGCAAUUUAUAAGCGCGUGUGCGCGAAAGAGAUCAAGAUGAACUCGGCUGAACCCCCGGCGCGGGUUUCAUCGGCCACGGACGUCGCUGCCGAGAUUGCGGCGGCGGCGAAACAUCCGCCGCAGACGUCGUGGUCCCAACUCACGUCAUCACUCAACUUUGCAGCGCCCUGGAAGGCACGAUCGAUGCAAAAAGAGGCGACCAAUGAAACUGCUGAGCUCUUGAAGUCUACCAAGGAGUUAUUCAAGACUUCUGGUCCGGGCGACUCCGCGGCGCACGACGACUCAGCGAGUGCGCUCUUCGUCCGCGCCUCCGAACCCGGUCUGGCGCGACCGAUGCUAGAUGUUGCGGGCAAGUUCAUGCUCAUCGCGUUGUCCACCGCGUUCACGUCCGCGCCGGACGCGGCGCACGCCGCGAUGCCGCUCGAGGCCACGCGAGCAAUGCUCUCACUUGCCACGACGCUUCAACUUCCUGCGCUCAGGGACAACACGCGCGCGUUCCUCGUUACCGCUCCGGGAUUCGGCCGACCUCAGGGAAUUUCGUCGCAGAGUAAGGAAGCGUUAAGCACUUUACUCGAACUCGCCACGAGCGAGUGCAGUCUCGGCGGCGUUCAGGCGUGGGCGAGCGUGUUGGAGAUCAUCGACCGCCUUGAGCAUCUGCGCUCUGUCGUCGGCGCCGGCGUCGCCUUUGAUUUCGCCGCUGCGCGCGCCGUCAUGCGAGAACGACUGGAGUUCGAUGAAAACGAUGCCACUGAUCGUUCGGUGAGCUCCGAUCGAUCGUCGUUCGACGGUACGCCGGGGCAUCCGCUGUCUCAGCUUGAUCCCGCCGAGCUUGCGGUGAUCAAGUGGGUCUCCACGCACGGUGGCGAGGCUAUCGAGCGAGUGUUCGCCGCGAGCACGCGAUUCGACUCGGACGAGAUCUUGACCUAUGCCACGGCAGUGGCGACGGUGUCUAGACACGGGCUUUGGAGCUCCUCGAGCGCGCCAGCGAAGAUUUUUGCGCUGUUGCGUCUCACAGAGGUGGCAGCGACAAACAUGUCGCGCGUCCGUCUCGUGUGGUCAAAGCUCUGGAGCGUGGUUUCCGAGCACCUUGUAGAGGCAGUUAAACACGCGGACGAAAAAGUCGUCUUACAUGCCACGGUGUCGAUGAGACAAGUAGCUGAUCGUUUGCUCUUACGUGCUCGAGCAACGCGCUCGGCAACGCAAAUGGACGCGAUGCGGCCCUUCGUGUUCGCCAUUGAAAACGCGCGCACCGCUCGAUCUCGAGGACUCGUGGUGUCGUGCGUCGCACAAGCAAUGCACAACUACGGCGAUGUGCUCGGGCAGGGAUGGGAGCCGGCGAUGGAGGCUUUGGGAGCGGCGUAUGCGAUUGAUUGUUCGCGAGACGACGCGGAGACACAGGAGACGCUUGAGGAGGAGAUGGUGACGUCGUGUCGAGCACUCGAGCAGGCCCUUGUCCUCGCCCUCACCCGCGAUGAUUCAUCAACGGACGAAUCGGAGAACGAAGAGAGCGAUGUGUUCGGUGUCCCGCUCUCGUGCGUCCCAAGAGCGACAUCGCUCUUCGUUGCCAUGGCUCGAUGGCGCAACGUCUCCGAGGGUGGCGAGCAAGGAACGCUCUCGCCUCCGAUCGAUUCUCUCCGCACGAUCGCGAUCGAGUGCCGCUCGCGAAUGAGCGCGACGUCUGACUGCGUGAAGUACAGAGUGAGCGCGAUUUGGACCGCGAUCUGCGGCGCCCUGGGCGAGCUCUCCAAGGUGGACGAUUCAGCGCUUGCCGUCGUCUUCUCGCUCUUUGACGACGAUGAGAUCGAAACGCUUGACGUGAACGCUCGCGACGAACUUCGAGGCGCACUCGAUGGAUUGCUCGAGGUGAAGAUUGAUCCCACGCACGCGACCGAAAUCGUGCUUCCGCGUUUACUCGCACUCGCAAAAUCGCGCCGAGCGGCGUACGAGGCGUUGCUCCCGACGAUUUGGUCCUUUGCGAGCGCGGUGUUGCACUCGAACGAUUCGUACGCGGUGAUGAAAUCGUUGGAAUCUUUCCGAGAAGCCGCGAAAGUGGCGUCGAGUCGUCGGGAUGAGAGCGAAGAAACGUGGGGCGAGUUGUGCCGAGCGCUCAGACGUGGCGUCGUCGUGGACGCCGUCAUCUUGGACCUCCCGCACGCUAGUAACGUCAUCGCACGUUCGCUCGCGUGCAUCUCCGCGUGCAAUGAUGUUCGCAAAAUAUCGGGGGCGCCGAGAAAGGCGAUCGAUGAGAUCGUAGACAUCGUCGACGCGGCGUACGUGUUCGCCAGGAAUCAAAACGACUCGAGCGCGUCGCUCGGCGCGAUGGCGAGACUGGAAUUCGCCGCGGGCGACGUCCUCCUUCGAGCGCUCAGAGAAGACAAGACGAAACGCGAGCGAUUCUUUGCGCACGUCGCGAGAUGUCUCGAUGUCAGGAAACCGGUCGUCGACGAUUCGGAUGAGGAUGAGUCGGCGCCGCGGAAGCGCGCGAUGGCCGCCGCGGACGCCGGCGACGCCGUGCUCCGAUCGAACGCCCUCGCGCCCGCGCGCGAGCGCUUAGCGGCGCGAGCACUCGCAAGUCUAAACUUGAACGACGACGUCGAUGCUUUGCGCGUGAUCGCAUCGAGCGCGGUCGAGGCGCUCGGCGUCGUCUCCGGCGCGCCCCUCGGCGACGCGCUCGCCGACUUUUUCGACUCACCAAUCGCCCGCACAACGCUCGCGCUGUAG